AUGGAAGAAAAUGAAACUCCCCAUUCCUCUCAACCUCAAAAAAAGAAAAUUAAGCGCUAUUGUACGUACAUUCCAGAAUGGGAAGAUAUGUUCGAACAUAUCAAAAAGGUAGACGCUGAACAUGGGAUGUGCAAACUAUGUAGUGUUCGUUUUACAGUAAAGUUUGAGGGAAAAAGAGCAGUUGAAAAUCAUUGUAAUAGUCAAAAACAUAAGAAUAAUAUUCGUGAUUUAAAAUCAAGUAAGUCAUUGCGUACAUUUUUUGUAAAAAAGUUUACUAAAGAAGAGGAUGAAGUUACCCUUAUUGAAAUUGUGAACACAUACCAUUCAGUUAGGCAUCAAAUAAGUUACAAUGCUCAGGAUUGUCAUAACAAGUUGCUACCCAAGUUAAUCACUGAUUCUAAAAUUUUGCUCAAGAUUUCUUGUGGAAGAACAAAAGCUGCGAGUAUCGUGGAAGGUGUUUUAGCUCCAAAAUCUCAAGAAUGCUUACUAGAUAAUUUAAAAAAGUCGAUUUACUAUUCCGUGGCGUCCGAUGCGUCAAAUAGGAGAAAUAUAAAACUAUUUCCGCUAUGUGUACAAUUUUUUUCUAGAAGUGGAGGAAUUGUUCGGGGAGUUUUAGAUUUCUAUGAGGACUCAGAUGAAACUAGCGAAGCUAUUGCCAACCAAAUUAUUGAAAAAUUACAAAAUAAUAAUCUAAAUCUUGAACAUGUUACUAGCUAUAGUGGAGAUAAUGCAUCUGUCAAUUUCGGUGUUCGCUGUUCAGUAUUUCAAAAAUUGAAGGCAAUUAACAGUAAGCUAAUUGCCAGUAAUUGUAAAUGUCACAUUUUACAUAACACAAUAAAGUUUGCCAGCAAAGGAUUAAAUUUUGAUAUUGAAAGUUUUGUUAUAAAAUUAUAUAACGAAUUUUCAAGUUCUGCCAAACGUGUACAAGCUCUAAAAAGUUUUUUUGAAUUUGUAGAAUUAGAAUAUAAGGAUUUGUUAAGACAUGUUGCAACUAGAUGGCUAUCUUUAUUGCCAGCAAUAGAUAGGCUAUUGUUAAACUGGCCAGCACUUAAAUCAUAUUUCUUAUCUGAAGGAGAAGAAAACUGUUCCAAAAUAAUUUGGGAAGUAUUUAAUGAAGAUGACGAGGAAUCGUUAGUUCUUGCACUACUUUAUUUUGUUCAAAAUAUAUUGGUAAUAUUUCAAAACAUCAUACUGAAAUUAGAACAUAAUGAAACCACUGUAAUAGAAUUACAUUCACUAAUGAAUAAUUUAAAAGUUAAUUUGGGGCAAAGACUAUCCGACAAAUUUUAUGGUAAUUCUGCCAACCGAAUGAUUAGAAAAAUGACAGAUAGUAAAAGGUUGCAAUUUGAAAGACAGGCAGUAUGCUUUUUGAACAGGUGUUUAAAUUAUUUGACGAAAUGGUAUGAUUUUAAUAAUGAUUUUCUUGCAAGUUUGGCGUGUUUAGAUUUGAAAAAAAUAAUAAGCUAG
This is a messenger RNA of Sitophilus oryzae (rice weevil), 1467 nucleotides long. RefSeq lists its product as uncharacterized. The transcript has a single exon. The record is from RefSeq and is a predicted model, not a curated record. Lineage: Eukaryota; Metazoa; Arthropoda; Insecta; Coleoptera; Curculionidae. Bases 1 to 1467 code for a protein of 488 amino acids.